AUGCAUCACUCGCAGAGCGACCAAGAUACCAAUCCCAGAAUAUCUCUAGAUCUUGACAAACCCGAGUUCCUCGCUGCUGGCAAAUCAGGAAUUGUUUGCGGGAUUGACGAGGAAAGAAUUCUGAAAGAAUACUAUGGCGAGGAGAACGAUGCUGAUAUUGAGCGUCGCGCGUUUGUCCGCCUCGCCUCACAUCCAAAUAUUGUGAGAUAUCUAGGCGCCACAGAGGAGGGUUCCAUAGUCCUCGAACGCGGACAGCCCUUCGGACAGUGCAUCAACAGACGAAUGCAGAUCAAAUUCCGCUGUGCACAAGACUUCGCUGGUCAAUGGACGCUGCAGAAGGAACGCGAUAUAUGCAUCAAAAUGGGAUAA
This is a messenger RNA of Fonsecaea nubica, 369 nucleotides long. RefSeq lists its product as hypothetical. The coding region runs from base 1 to 369 and encodes 122 amino acids. NCBI's taxonomy places the organism in Eukaryota, Fungi, Ascomycota, Eurotiomycetes, Chaetothyriales, Herpotrichiellaceae. The transcript has a single exon. The record is from RefSeq and is a predicted model, not a curated record.